Messenger RNA from Syngnathus typhle (broad-nosed pipefish), 7188 nucleotides. RefSeq names its product immunoglobulin superfamily, DCC subclass, member 4 (gene igdcc4). Gene Ontology annotation, cellular component: axon; plasma membrane. The record is from RefSeq and is a predicted model, not a curated record. Bases 377 to 4072 code for a protein of 1231 amino acids. Gene Ontology annotation, molecular function: protein binding. Gene Ontology annotation, biological process: axon guidance; cell-cell adhesion. The transcript is spliced from 19 exons. Lineage: Eukaryota; Metazoa; Chordata; Actinopteri; Syngnathiformes; Syngnathidae.
GUGUGUGUGUGGAGCAGCAAGCAGAGGCACACCACACACCCCACCACCUUACCACCACCACACGCCACCCUUCAACAUUGGCUCGUAAUAUGGCGUUGACUCGCCGAGGGACAAGACGGCGUUAUUGUUGUUGGGACUACUAGAGAAGCGUGAGAGUGGGGUUGUGGGCAGGGGGGGGGAGCUUUGGCGUGGGGUGAGAGACUUUCCCCUCCAUAAAACAAAACUACCCGUGCAGACAAUAGCAGACUGACCACCCGUGGAAAAAAAGAAAAUGCAUCGCAUGUGGCUGUGACGGUCGAGCCUGGCUUGUAGACACGGACGAGGACACCCACGCUAGCCCACUGGUGGACCCCCCCUCCUCAUCAAAAGGCUGUACAUGGCGGUGGAGAGCACCCCUUGGCUCAUCUGUGUGCUUUUGCUCUUUUGCGCUCCAUCCAAGGAAGAUAAACCUGUUUCGGUGGAGCUGAGCUGCGGAGCCGGACCCAGCCAUGUGGUGUUGGAGCCGGGGUCCCCUCUCACACUGGACUGUAAUCUGGGGGCCAGCGACACGCCCCUCAACAUCACCUGGCUGCACGAGGGCCAGCCCCUCCCUCCAGACGGUAGCGACUCCCGGCGGUAUGUCAGCGACAGCUCCCUUCUCCUGCUGCUUUCCGCCGAGGAUGGAGCGUCCCCUCAGGCUCUGGAGGGAGGCUACAGCUGUGUGAGCACCAGUGCACAUGGAGCCUUGACCAGCCGGACCGUCAAUGUGCUGCUGGCGAGUCUGUCCUCCUUCCGUCAGGAACCUUCACUUCAGACGGUGCCUGCUGGGGGGGCUGCUCGCUUUGAGUGCCAGAUCGAUGGGGUGCCCACACCUGUAAUUACUUGGGAAAAGGACAAAGUCAGUGUCCCCCAGGACCCAAGCAGGUUCAUUUCCCUUCCUAAUGGUGUGCUCCAGAUUCUGGAGGUUACCAGGGAGGAUGAGGGCGCCUACCGCUGCGUUGCAUCCAACUCUGCCGGGCGGGACAUCAGUCACGCGUCCCGGCUCACUGUCAGCACAGGCUCCGCAGAAGCCCUGAACAGAGUUACGAUCGUGGCUCCGCCUCAGAACGCAACGGUGGUGCUCGGCCGUCCAGCCGUGAUGGAGUGCAUGGCGCAGGGCCAACCUAAGCCGCUGGUGUCCUGGAGCAGACUAGACGGGAAGCCCAUUUCCACAGACGUGCUUGUCCUUGCGACUAACUUGGUGAUCAGAGACACGAGGAGCCACCAUGGGGGAAUCUACGUGUGCAGGGCCAACAAGCCUCGCACCAGGGAGUUUGUUACCGCUGCUGCUGUACUGCAUGUGCCUGCCCCUCCAGUCAUUCUUCAGCCACCGGAGACGGUGUCUCUCUCCCGGGGAAACACAGCCAGGUUUGUGUGCAACAGCUCUGGAGAGCCCACCCCGGUGUUGCGCUGGUUGAAGAACGGCAAGCCAAUCCGCUCCCUGCGUCGUGCCAAGAUCCAAAACCCCGGCGUCCUGCUCAUCAAUCAGCUGGCACUGGAGGACGCCGGCUACUACCAAUGCAUCGCCGACAACAGCCUGGGCACCGCCUGCGCCACCGCCAAACUCACUGUUAUUGUGAGGGAGGGCCUCCCCAGCCGACCUCGACGCCCCUCGGUAACCCCUUACUCCAGCACCACUGCCCUGCUUACGUGGGAGAAACCAGAGUACAACUCGGACCAAAUCAUCGGUUACUCUGUGCACUGCCAGCAAGUUGCAGGUUCAGACAACGUGGAGUACCAGUUUGCGAUGAACAACGACACCACGGAAUAUCUCGUCAGGGAUCUUCUCCCCCACACAGCGUACGCCUUCUUCGUGGUGGCCUACUCCCCCAUGGGAGCAAGUCGCCCGUCCCUGCCCGUUACUGUUGACAUGCUCGAGGACGUGCCGAGCGCGCCCCCUCAGCUGUCAAUUGCCAGCACAUCGCCGACGGACAUUAGGUUGAUGUGGCAUCCGUUGUCCUCGCAGUAUAGUCGAGGGGCUGUCACCAGCUACCGUAUCGAGUAUAGCUCUCUUGAUAAUGCGGACACCGUCUUCUCGGUGGAGGUGGGCGGUAAUGAGACCCAGUUCACGCUCAGGGAGUUGCAGCCCAACCAGGCGUACAGAUUGAGAAUAGCAGCUGGAACAGGUGUCGGCUUCGGGGUCCCGUCCGAGUGGGCUCAGCACCAGACGUUGGCCCACUACAACCACACCAGCCACCGCAUGCUGAUGUUCGCUCCUACUGAACUGAAAGUGCGAGCGCAAGCUGGCAAACUCAACGUCACGUGGCAGCCCUCGCCCAAUCACACGGCUGUGUCCGGCUACAAGCUAACCUGCCGAGAGGUGGACGCCGACGGGGAGAAGACGACCCAGACCCACGUGGUCAGGCUUCGUAAAAAGGCCAGAAACCAUCUCCUCACCGGACUGGUUCCAGACCAGCAAUAUGAAGUGAGAGUCUGGGCGUUCAACAAGCAAGCAGAUGGCUCCGCUGCAGUGUGGAAAGGAAGGACCGAAAAGGCUGAUAAAGCAUCCUCGCUACCCAUGCGGCCGCCCCCUUUACCACCGAGCAGCAUUCAGGCAGCGGCCAACAGCUCCACGUCGAUCCGACUCCGCUGGGAGAAACCUCGCUUCAGCACGGUGCGAAUUAUCAACUACACGGUGCGCUGCAGCCCUGCCGGAACCACCAACGCCUCGCUGGUCACGUAUCACACCAGUGCUGCUCAAGAGAUUCUGAUUGGGGCGCUGAAGCCUUACACCCGCUAUGAGCUGGCCGUGCAAUCCAACGGCAUCGAUGCCGUGGGACCCUUCAGCAGCACCGUGGAAGAGUCCACCUUCAUUGACAGGCCUUCCUCGCCGCCGCAGGAGCUGCGCCUGAGCACCAUCGACUCGUCCUCAGUCCUGGCGAGCUGGCGGCCUCCGCUGGAGCCAAACGGUGUCAUCAUAGGCUACAGGAUCCUGUUCAGCAGCAACCUGAGCCAACCUGAGCAUAUGUGGAAGAACCUUUCUCAGGAUGGCAGCAUCACCAGUAUUGCGGUGCGGGGGUUAUCCAGUGGCACCCAUUACUUUUUCAAGUUGGGAGCAUCCACAGAGGUUGGAGCCGGCCCUUAUUCUCUUGUAAAGGACACUCACACACCUCCUGACCAAUACGAGCUGGACAUCCAUGCAGUGACAGGCAUCAUCGUUGGAGUGUGUCUGGGACUCAUAUGCAUCCUUCUCUGCAUGUGUUUCAGUUUCCGCAACACAAAGACCAGUGGGCGAUCUGGUGGCCUGGACUCCACAGCUGUGACCCCCCAAUACAGGAGAGGGGGCUACCCAAGUCCCAGCCGCGGACCAGAGUGCGGCGAUUGCCACGAGCUGGAGUCACUAAUGCCUUCCACCGGCCAAGAGUCCGGUCAGUCGUCGGCAGAAGCCCCCGAGGAGCAGAGCCUGAUGGUGAGCGCCCCCGUUUGUGUUUCAUGUAUUGAUUGUGGCGCAUCCCAUCAUCAUCGCCAUUUACAGGCUGCUUGGAACGGCUCCAUCAGUCACAACUGGGCCAAUAGAAUCACCCGAUACAGGGAUACCGUCACAGAAGACUCACCGGGAUUCAUCGCUGGAGAACCCGGUGUGACAAACAAUGCGGAUUGUCUGAGUGCAUCCCCGUCCAAUAACCAGAUGGAGGCCGAGGUCAUCGUCCACUCGGAGAUCUCCGACCCGCUCGGCGGGAAGGUCAAGGCGGACUGCCAGCGGGUCAAGGACUGCAAAGCCACCCGGGGCCCUUCGUUAGAACAGACCGAGGAGAACCUUCCCGGUAAACAGUCAGCAGCAAAGCAGAGCCAGCAAAGUCAUCCCUCGACAUGUCCGCCAGCCGAGGAACCGGAGGCGGUUCUCGCCAGCCCGAAGCGUGACUCGGCACUGACCAACGGCUUCCACUCGCCGAAGUUGCCGCGGCCCUUGCCCAAAUCUGGGGAAAACGGGGACGUUCGAUGCUGCCCUUCAGCACAAGCAAAGACCAAGUCUUCUAGUCUCACCCCGGUUCCUUUCGUCACUUCAGGCCUGGUCCACCCUACCUCAGUAGCACACGGUUACUUGUGCCCGUAGUCUCCACACGCCAAACGGAGACCUUCUUAACAGUGACUACGAGCCUCAUUGUCAGAAUUUCUUUUGUACUUUGAAGCCACACUUUCAUACAUAUGUAAGUACAUGAUAGUCUAUUUUUAGAGGUAGAGUGCUUGUUGUCGGGGUAUGCAUUGUAACCAUACAUUCCUCUGAGCUGCGGAAGCAAAAAAAAAACAAUCAGUGCGGACCUCUCGAUGACUGGAACCAAAACGGUAGGCGCCGGUCCAGUGGGUCUCACUGAGGGUCCAAAACCAAUUUUCAGAAUGUCCAGCACCCGUGUCUCUUCCUGGCCUCAUGCUGUCUCAGGGUCACAUACAACUGGAAUGCGUGCCGUCGUAUCUCAGCGAUUCAAACCACACACGUUUUGAAGUGUGGCGUUUCGUAUUGCCGUAUCCUCAAUGCACAACACUUGACUGCAAAUGAGCCAUGGAGAGCGACAUUGGGCUCAUUCCAUUCUGAGUUCUAUGGGCUUUAUUUUCAUGAUAAGUUGUUAAGUAAAUGUUUCGCGUUAAGUAAAUAAAAAAUGAGCUGCGUGUGAUAACCCUGCUGGCGACUUAAAUCUUUUCCCACUCCUGAUGAUUAGAAAUUGAAAUUAAAUCUGGAUUUAGACAAAUAUUCUUCUGAAAAAUAUAUUUUUUCUCUAUUAAUUUCUUCACUUCAAUUUAAAAAUGACAAAAAUGGAGUUUGCCCAUUUUAGUUCUUAGUGGCUCAAAUGCAAAAGUGUCCAUGACAUCUUAUCCCCACACCCAUACAGACUUUAGUCAAGAUUUAUUUGUUUUUUGUGUUUGCUAUGUUUUGUUUCAUUUUAUUUACAAAGAAGUGUUACGGCCGCACAGCGUAGGGAAAUAGAAAACUUAACAACUAUAAAGUCGAAAUAUUACAACAGCAAGUAUUGCCAUGUUGCCAAAAGUUUGAACCAGAAUCAAGUACCAAAACAACAAUAAAUUCUGAUUUAUAAUACGAAAGUUGAAUUGAAGCCAUCCUUUUGUGAGAAUAAUAGUAGUUUUAAAUUAAAGUAAAAACUGUUGUGAGAAUAGUUGUAAUCUUGACUGCACACAAACCUAAUCCCGCUAUCAAGGGAAUUACAUUUGUUUUAUGAAAUUACUCAAUCUUGUGGUAAUUAAUUUAAAUUGUUAUAUAAAAGUAUUAUGGGGACAGUUGUGUUUUUUUUUUAUAGGGGGGAGGAGCCAUCUUGCGACAAAUGACAAAUCGGAAUAUGGGAAUGUAUCAUAUUUAUUCGGAAAAAAGAAAUUGCAAAAUAGACAUCGGUGCAAAAUUCCUCAUGAAUGAACAAUGAAAAUUUAUUCUAUAGAAAGAUUUAUUUUAAAGUGUCAUCUUGCAUCAAUGGUCGAAUUCACAAAUCAGCUGUAUUCUAGUGAAAUUACAUCAUAUGAUUUACAACUUGAUGCUGACAUGUUCUAGUUGACAGAAUUUUCCUCACAUGAAUUUGACUUUUUGUCAUUUUAACAUCAUCUGAAAGUUUUUGUUGUUCUUUUAAUUGUGGCCCGAAUAUCUACUCUGUAUUUUUUCAAUUUUUAAUAACUGAUUUUGAGAAGCAUGGAGAAAUUGUGGAGCUUGGUUUUAUCAUAAGACGUUGCUGCCAUCUGCAGGUAAAUAGGUCACACAAAAAAAAAGCAUCCACAUUCUUCAGGGAUCAUUUGGGGGGGACUCAAUAGUAAAGUUCAACACACUUAAGUUUUUGAUGGCCAAACAAAAAUUUGAGUUGUAAAAGUAAUGAAGUAAAAAAAAAUUAACUGGUGCAUUCCGACUCCUUAUCAACCACACUACCUCAUUUUUUUUCCAGUUCAGGUCUUCGUUCCAGGGUUAUUCUUCUCAAAUUGCCAAACUAGCGCAAAUUCAAACAACUGAUCAUAGCAUAGGCCAUGUUACCGUGUUAGUGCUUUUGGGGGAAGGAUUCUCCCAUACUAGGAAUUUUCCACCAUCGUCAAAAUGGAGUCAAAUGGCCCAUCCCAAUUCUCAACCAAUUUGUGUAUUUUUACAUUUUUCCAAAUGUCCAUAAUUAACAAUUUCAUGUUGCAUUAUGUUGAUGCGUUGUGUUGUUUCUAAUGCUGAAUUUAAAAGAAAACAAAACUGAAGAACGUGAUUUUUUUUUUUAUACUAAUUCAUCUACAACCAGCUUGAAGAAAUGUGAUUGAUGAUACCAUACAGUAAAACAUUUGUGUUAUGUUUUUGUCAUAGUUUAUCACAGCUAUUAUGGAAAUUGGCAUGACAAUAUGUCGGUAUUUCCGCUGAAGAAGAAAAUUAGUAAUAGUGACUGCAUUUUGUACUUUGUACUGUAUUUUGUUUUCCCAAACGAGAAUCUCUGAGCAAUUUGUGCAAAUACGCUUACUCAACUUCAGUCUCAGGAUGCUUUAUUUCAGUAUUAUGGAAAAUGACUACAUUUUGUGCUAGAUAAAAAAUAUAUAUCUUGAUUAAUGGUACAAUACCCGUAAUAUAGAUUUGACGAUUUGGUGCUUCCUGGAGGCCAUAAAUGUUUGUACAUCCAUUUUUUUUUUUGCCAUGGUUCUGGUAUUCUUUUUUUCACUUUGCAAUUUGGGCAACCUUUUUUCAUGUCUUUGGUUUUGUAUUUCUUUUGCUUAGCUGGUUACCAACAAUGGAACGAAAGCGUGUUUCCUAUGUUUGCGUGUAUAAUUGUGUGUACUCAAUGCACAGUUGGUACCUCAAAACCUGACCAUGUACAAUAUAAGUGCAUCCCAAUGCAAUACAAUUUACUUUUUUUUUAAUUACUGUACAUAAUAGUAGUAACGCAAGUGGGGAAAAUUGAAUGUGCUUAAACCACAUCAGUUCCAUCUGGUACUGUAUUAUUUCACGAUUGAGUUUAUUGCAAUAUUUCUACACAGAACACACAUCGACGCACAUUCAUGCCAACUGUAAAUAAUUAUUGGAUGUUCAGAAUAGUGCCACAAUUAACCCAAGGGAAAUAUUAGAUCUACAUAUAUUUCCCAAGUACAUUUCAUUUGUGAAUUUGUGCACCCCUCACCUCACAAAGGCUUUCUGUAAUCGAACCUCUUCUCGUGAGAAUUUAAUAGGACUUUGAACAAAAACACAACAUUAUUAAAGAAAAAUGAUCUGUUUGA